Echinococcus granulosus is the source of this 834-nucleotide messenger RNA. RefSeq lists its product as hypothetical. The transcript has 5 exons. Lineage: Eukaryota; Metazoa; Platyhelminthes; Cestoda; Cyclophyllidea; Taeniidae. The record is from RefSeq and is a predicted model, not a curated record. Gene Ontology annotation, molecular function: protein binding. Bases 1 to 834 code for a protein of 277 amino acids.
AUGCAAACAACAGUGGAGCACUUUGAGGUCCUGCUGGAGAGGAUUUGGCAAGAAGGUAUGAGUGAGGAAACCAAGUUUCGAGCGAUCUCUAAAUGGCUGGAUGCAGGACGCAUGGAGUAUGAUGUGAAGGAAAGGUCAGAGGCAUUUACAAAGAUAAUUUCUAAGAUUGACUUGCCUAGGCUAUCUCCACCGUGUCAAGCUGAGUAUUGGGAAAUUGUAAGAAAACAUUUCGAAUGGAUCAAGCCGAUGCCUCACCCUUCCUCCAACUGUCUAUCACAUUUCAGGGAGGUGCUUAUGAUCGUUGGAAAGGAUACAGGUUCGGGAUCAUUCGUUUUGAAGUCUGUGCCGCAGUUGCAACCGGACGAAACGUUUAAUGUUGAAGUUCCAAGCCAUGAUACAUCGACCUUACUGAAUGGCACAUUUUAUGCCUUCUGUCUUUGGAGUGACACAAGUAGUUUUUGUUCCGUAAAUUUCCGAAAUGGAUGCGUUUUGGAAUUCCCUUUUAAAGGGGAGAAACGCACAUCAUAUUCUGUCUCUGCGAGAAAUGAAUCAAUCUUUAUUUUUGGUGGCUGCAAAGGAGAUGACGUUGUUCCGACUUGCGAAAAAGUGGACACUGCCACGGGCGAGUUCACUCGACUCCCAGACAUGCCAUCAGCGCGUUCUCGUGCUUCGGCCUUAAAUAUUCCAGACAUCGGAAUCGUAGUUGUUGGUGGAUGGACUGAGAAAUGCUUAAAGUUUGCUGAAAUUAUGGUAGAAGAUCCUUUGCAUAAGAGCGGAUGGCGAUGGAUGAGGCUCGACCCGAUGUUAGAGAAUAAAUUACAUAUCCGACUAUAG